This is a messenger RNA of Helianthus annuus (common sunflower), 3429 nucleotides long. RefSeq names its product receptor-like protein Cf-9 homolog. Lineage: Eukaryota; Viridiplantae; Streptophyta; Magnoliopsida; Asterales; Asteraceae. The transcript is spliced from 5 exons. Gene Ontology annotation, cellular component: membrane. The record is from RefSeq and is a predicted model, not a curated record. The coding region runs from base 1 to 3429 and encodes 1142 amino acids. Gene Ontology annotation, molecular function: protein binding; glycosyltransferase activity.
AUGAAACGAAUGCUACCUUAUUGUUUAUGCAGGAAGGGGUAUACAUUGUUAAUAAACACGUGGAAACGAUAUGAUCUACUCAAACAAUCCAUUUCUCAUCAUACAUCUUGUCCUGGACUUGACUCGAUGCACAUUGUAUGGAGCAAGCCUGACCCGCCUUCAGAUCCUCUUGUGAAAUUUCUAAAUCAGGUUGUAAAGUCAAAUGCUAAGAAUGGUCGAUAUACUGAGUUGACUUUUGAUAUAAACAAGGAAGAUAGUCUCAACACCAGAUUUAAAGAAAUCAAGAAUCUAACUACAUUUCUAAAUUCCCAAAUCAAAAAGGUCAUGGAGUUAUAUUAUAAUCCAAUUAUGAUGAGCUGGAACACACGUACAGAUUGCUGUGAAUGGAAUGGAGUCACUUGUGACGACUCCACUGGUGAUGUUAUCGGUCUUGACCUGAGCUGCGGCAUGUUGCAAGGUACCAUCCACCCUAACACCACUCUUUUUCACCUCCCUCGUCUACAGAGACUCAACCUUGCUUACAAUAACUUUACGGAUUCCGAAUUUCCACCUGCCAUAGGCAGACUUUCUAAUAGUCUCACACAUCUCAACAUCUCUUCCUGUGAGUUUACUGGUCAAGUGCCCACAACUAUUUCACACCUUCAUAAAUUGGUGUCCCUUGAUCUCUCUUCGAAUGGGGAUGAUUUCAAUCUUGAACCUCAUGUUUUCAUCAAUUUGCUUCAAAAUUUAAGUGUUGUGAAAGAACUUUCUCUUACAUAUGUUAACAUCUCUGCAGUUUUACCUAGUAAUCUUAGUAUAUCUUCAGCUUUAAAAUUGCUAAAUCUUGGCUCGGCUGGAUUGCAAGGAAACCUGCCUCGCAACAUUUUCAAUCUUCAAUCUUUGGAAACACUCGACUUGUCGUCUAACAGUUUGACAGGACAUAUCCCUUCAGAGGUCUCACUUCUUCCUAAUUUGGUUUCACUUGAUCUCUAUGGGAAUAAUGGGAUAGAUCUUGACCCUCAUAUUUUCAGCAGUCUCCUUAUAAAUUCUACUUUUUUGAGAGACCUUCAUCUUUAUGGUGUUAAUAUAGGUUUUGUUUUACCCACUUAUCUCAAUAUCUCUUCUUCUCUAAGAUCACUCGAUCUCAGCAACACCAGCCUGCAAGGGAAGUUACCUGAUAACAUCUUAAAUCUUAAAUAUUUGGAACAAAUUGAAUUGUCAGGGAACAAUAUUUUCUCUGGUCCAUUUCCCAAGGUUAACACAAGCACUAACAUCCCUCUCAGGAGGUUAGGUCUCUCAGGUUGUGGUUUGAAUGGGUCCCUUCCCAAAUCCCUUGGUAACCUUAGAUACCUUGAAGAUAUAGAUUUAUCAAAUAACAAGCUUUCUGGAACACUGCCUUCUUCAUUGUUUACCCUUCCUUCUUUAGAAUUUAUCAACCUCAAUAAGAACAUGUUCCAAGGAAAUAUGCCACUCGAGUUGUUUUCUCUUCAAUCUUUAGAAUUUUUAUCCCUUGCUAAGAAUCAAUUAACUGGCCUUAUCGAUGUGCUUGAUAAUGGCCCUGACCUGCAAACAUUUCAACGCCUUACCAACCUCAUUAUCCUUGACCUUUCAUAUAAUAAUUUUAGAGGUGACUGGAAUUUGGAUGCAUUGUUAUCAAGCCUUACCAACCUCGCUAUCCUUGACCUUUCAUAUAAUAAUUUUAGAGGUGACUGGGAGUUGGAUGCAUUGUUAUCAAGCCUCACAAACCUUCAAGUACUCACCCUGUCACACAGUGGUAUAUCUGUUACAACCAGUAAUGCUAAUCAUCAUGUCAAUCCUAAUUUUGGGACGUUAAGUUUGGCCUCUUGCAGUCUAAAGGUGUUUCCGGUGUCCAUUAGAGCCAUGACAAAUCUUAGAUACUUAAAUUUGUCCAACAAUGAUAUACAUGGACACAUUCCUGACUGGAUAGGGGAGAUAGGAAGAAAUGAGUUAUUAGUUUUGGAUCUUUCAAAUAACUCCAUUACCGGCACCAUUCCAAAUGUAUACGAGGAUUGGAGCGAGUUAGAGGGGUUUGUUUUGAAUGGAAAUCAGUUACAAGGAAAUGUGCCAACUUCUUUGUACAACUGUCAAAAUCUGAGAAUAAUUGAUUUGGGAAACAACCAGUUAAGUGACACAUUCCCUGGCUGGUUAGGAGAUCUUCCCAAAUUACAGGUUCUUAUCCUAAGAUCAAACAAUUUUCAUGGUGGCAUUAAUGUAACCUCUUCAAAGUUAAAAUUUCCAUUUCCAAGUCUGCAAGUUAUUGACUUGUCUCAUAAUGGGUUUGUAGGCCAACUCCCUACAAAAUAUUUGCAAAAUUUCAAUGCCAUGAAGAAUGUGGUAAAAAAGAACACCAAACCAGAGUAUGUGUCCACAGGUUCCAUUUAUUACUCUAUCAUUGUUACGGUGAAAGGAGUUGAUCAAUACUUUCCACAACUUUCGGUUCAGUACACUAUUGUCGAUCUAUCGGGCAAUAAAUUUGAAGGAGAGAUUCCAAACAUCAUUGGAAAUCUGAAAUCUUUGAUAGUACUAAACUUGUCACACAACAGCCUAACGGGUCAAAUCCCACAUUCUCUUGGGAAUAUAUCUGAAAUUGAAUCGUUAGACCUGUCUUGGAACCAACUCACUGGAGAGAUUCCACAAAGCCUUGUUGAUUUGACGUUUCUUGAGUUCUUAAAUCUAUCACAAAACCAUCUCGUGGGCCACGUUCCACAAGGAAAACAGUUCGACACAUUUGAUAAUUAUUCAUUUGGUGGGAACCCAAAACUCUGUGGGCCUCCGUUGACCAAAAAGUGCGGUGAGCAUCCUCAUGAACUACAACUUGAAGGUGAUGGAGAUGGAGAGGAGAGUGGAUUCACAUGGAAAGUGGUGGUGAUGGGAUAUGGGUGUGGAACCUUACUUGGAAUGGUGUUGGGAUAUAUCAUGUUAUCAACCGGAAGACCAAAAUGGUUCAAUGCAAUUGCGAAUGUAGCAAAUCAUAUGAUCUUAAACAGGGAAAGAACUUUAUGUUGCAGCUGGACCCUUUUGAAUCAUGCAGUUGUUGAGAAACUUCUGAAUUAUGUUAAAAGAAUGCUGAACCUAUCGGUUUUGACCCAAACAAGGGAUUCACGUUUUGACCCUGACCCGUUUCCACUCAUAUACACAAGCCACCCAUUGUGCCAACUCUGCCUGUCAAUUUUAUUGUCUAUAGAUAGAUAUACAUUAACAUCCUUAACCACAUGUUUGGUGUGUGUAAUUGUAGGCAAGAUAUACGAGAUUGGAUCAACAGGAAUCAAUAGUCUAGGAGGCCAUAGCAACAAAAGGACCGAGUGUGUGAAUAGGUUUGUAUAUGAGUUUGGUAAUUCAUUAUGCUUCUUGUACCUUCCACUUCUUACUUUUUUAUUAGCUUCACACUUAGUUUCCUUAGUUACCAUUGUUACCUAUCUCUUGUAUUAA